Molecule: messenger RNA, 1564 nt
Organism: Colossoma macropomum (tambaqui)
Lineage: Eukaryota; Metazoa; Chordata; Actinopteri; Characiformes; Serrasalmidae
Gene: tssc4
Product: tumor suppressing subtransferable candidate 4
Exons: 4
Coding region: 319-1239 (306 amino acids)
Source: RefSeq, a predicted model, not a curated record
GGAGAAGAAGAGGACGAAGGAGACGGUAAGCGGAGUUGUUACGUGCUCGAGAAAUUUCUCGCCCAGUAUUCGGGUAACUCAGAGGACCGCAUUAUUUCCCAGAGGGACCCACCACAACUGAACGAAAUGGCUGUGCUGAGGCUUAAUGACUUUUCCCUGAAAUGUUUAGUCUUUUCUGAUCUGGAAAUCUCGCAGAACCUGUGAGUCUUCAACCCCAAGUUAAGAUACAUCUGCUUGUUUCUCCGAAUUCGUAUAGAAAGUGCCUCUGGUGCCCCUGAGUAAAACGCUGACCCUUGUUGACCCCCAUACAACUACACUAUGAGUAAGUCAAAGGGCCAGGAUGAUACUCUCAACAGCCUGUCCAAUAGAGAUGCCGUUGAUGUGCCUGAUGAUCUCUCUCUGAGUGACUCAGACCCUGAAGAGUCUUUAGAGACCUUCAGCAGAAAGAUUGAGGACUUGUCUUCUUCCUCUGAGGAAGAAGAGAAUACUAAGCAUGGUCACGCAGUCCCUCAAGAAAAGCCCACUUUUAGAUUGAGUGGUGGGAGUUCUGGAUUCACUGACCGCAGUAGAAGCAUCUUUGAUCAGCUGGAUAGCGCUGCAAAGCUCACUUCAAAUCAGUUAGCUGAUGACAACGUCCUUGACGGCACGUUCGCUCGGCCUGCUCCACCAUCACCACCACAGUCUGCUCAGAGGAAAUUUGGAGGAACAAAGAAAGUUUCCUCAGCCAAGAGAAUACCAGACUACCUGGCUCACCCUGAGCGCUGGACCUGCUACAGCCUGGACGAUGUUCCUGAGACCAGCGAUAAACAGAACAGCCAAGUGGCCCAUGAGUUCAUACGAGGGCUCCAGGAACGUAGGAGGUCCCUGGAGGCCACCGAAGAACCUUUCACCCCAGCCUUCAACCAGGACCACAGCAGUAGCUCUGAGCAUAAGAUCAUCUUCACCAGACCUAGUCAAGCGUCCAAAGAUGAAGGCAAAACUGCAAACAAGGUAGAGCGAGCUAAGAAGAGUGAGGUUGGUCUAGGCCACCUGGAUGCUGGCCAGGAGGAUGAAGAAGGGAGAAAGGUGGCCUCUCUUCAUCACAAGUCCACAUCUGUGGAAGAAGAGAAGAGGAAAAGGAAGAGGGCGCCAGAGGACGAAGGGGAGCAAGGAAAGGCGAGUAAUGUUGCCUUCAACAGUGGAAAGAAGGUGAAUCGCAAGAACUUCCGCAAGGUGGUUGAAGAAGAGGAUGAGGACUAGAUGUUAGUGUUCACGUCAGCAAUAUGUGCAUACAUGUCUGCCUGAUGUCUUGUGCGAAUAUAUUUAGAUCUUAUCCUGGAUCCCUUAGAUAGUUAUAGUGCAAGGGAGCACUUAUUCCAAAAUAAAAACUCUUAUGGUAGAUCGAGCACUGAUAAUUUUGUUAUUUGUUGAUUAUGAAAAAUGAUUGCAGUACCAGAGGUGAGAGUAAACUGCAUUUUUGUGGAUUUUUCAUGGUGUUCAUAGUUAUAUUGUAAAACUGUGAAGUACUGAGGAUAUGUCUCAUUGUCUACAAACAUUUCCUUAAAUAAAUUUGAUUAAUCUGAAA